Molecule: messenger RNA, 3691 nt
Organism: Erinaceus europaeus (western European hedgehog)
Lineage: Eukaryota; Metazoa; Chordata; Mammalia; Eulipotyphla; Erinaceidae
Gene: RNASEH1
Product: ribonuclease H1
Exons: 8
Coding region: 75-929 (284 amino acids)
Biological process (GO): DNA replication, removal of RNA primer
Molecular function (GO): magnesium ion binding; nucleic acid binding; RNA-DNA hybrid ribonuclease activity
Source: RefSeq, a predicted model, not a curated record
GCAGAAUUUAAGUGGGCGCUAAGGCGCCACCGAGCCCGGAAGUUAAGAUGCUGCCCGAUGUGCGGCUGUGAGCGAUGGUCAGAUUUUUGAGCUUGGUGCAUAGAGCCUGGACCGCCGCGUAUAACCCGGGCUCGGGCGGGCACAGCAUGUACUAUGCCGUGAAGAGGGGCCGCAAGGCCGGGGUCUACCGGACCUGGAAUGAAUGUAGAGCCCAAGUGGACCGAUUUCCUGCUGCCAGAUUUAAGAAGUUUGCCACAGAGGAAGAGGCCUGGACCUUUGUCAGAAACUCUGUAAACCCUGAUGAUUCAGAAGGGCAGAAAAAUGGACUUGUACAAGAACCACAAGUAAAAGCAAACAAGCGACUCCGUGAGCCCUUGGAGGAAGAUGAAUAUGAAAAUACAGAGCCCUGUGUGAAAUACGUAAAGCAGAACACAGAGUCAAUACCUUCAGUUAGCAAAGACACAUUUUCAUAUAUGGGAGAUUUUGUUGUUGUCUAUACUGAUGGCUGCUGCUGCAGUAAUGGGCGCAGGAAGGCUCGAGCAGGAAUUGGUGUGUACUGGGGACCUGGCCAUCCUUUAAAUUUAAGCACUAGACUUCCUGGGCGACAGACAAACCAAAGAGCAGAAAUUCAUGCAGCCUGCAAAGCCAUCGAACAAGCAAAGGCUCAAAACAUCAAUAAGCUGGUUCUCUAUACGGACAGUAUGUUUACCAUAAAUGGUAUCACCAGUUGGGUUCAAAAUUGGAAGAAAAAUGGAUGGAGAACUAGCAUAGGGAAAGAUGUGAUCAACAAAGAUGACUUUGUGCAGCUGGAGAAACUUACCCAGGACAUGGACAUUCAGUGGAUGCACAUUCCUGGUCAUUCGGGAUUUAGAGGCAAUGAAGAAGCGGACAGAUUAGCAAGAGAAGGGGCUAAGCAAUCUGAAAACUGAAUGAAGUCACUUUAACUCUUGGAAAAUUUUGAGGCUGUGACUAUUUUGCCUUUACUUACUGGUAUGAAAAUACAAAGAUGGACCAGUGAGCAGAUGUACUAACAAACCCUCACACUGAGUCAGAAAGGCAAAGUAGCAUUCUGUGCUAUCAUGUAAUAAAAUAUGAUUGAAUGUAUACAUUGAGCGUCCUUUAAAACAUGAGGAUCCUUUUAAUUUACAGUGUGAUUUAUUAGGCUUAAUACUGUUCUCACUAGUUUUACUCUAGUCUGGACAAAUAUUUUCAGAUUUUGGUUUAAUAAGGGAUGAGUAAACACUUGGUUAAAAAUUGCAGACAUGCAAUCCAGAAAUAUCCAGAAAGAGUUUGUUUGCCUUCUACUUGUGAGAACUGAAUCUUGUAAUCUUGUGAUAUGGACUUUUCUCUAAAAGGUGCACUGCUCAGCUGGGAGCCACAGCUCAACAAAGAUAAUGCAGGCAUGUUCUCAGCUGGCUGGACACAGGUAUAGGGCCAGCCUGUGCCCUGGCAACUUGAUCAUUACAUAGCAGCAGCGACAACUUUUAAACAAUAAAAUGUCUAGAUUUAAUUUUUUUUCUUUGACUGUUUUUGUUUGAAAACGUGACACAGUGCUCACUUCAGCAGUACAUACACUGAAAUUGGGAUGAUACAAUGAAGAUUGAUAGGGCUUCUGUGCAAGGAUAUGACACAAAUUUGUGAAGCCUUUUGAAAUGAAAUGUAUGACAGGUUAUUUCAAGUUAGGAGUAUCCAUUGCUGCAGGGUUGGUUGUCACCUCCAGGCUUUUUCAAUGGAUAUUUAUAUAAACUUUUAUUGUAUUGCACCAAAGUAAAGGACUCUGGGGGGAGGUGGGGAGAGUGUUCAGGUCCUAGAACUUGAUGGUAGAGGAGGACCUAGGUGGGGGGUUAGAGUGUUAAGUGGAAAACUGAGAAAUGUUACAUAUGUACAAACUACUGUAGUUUACUGUUGACUGUAAACCAUUAAUCCCCCAAUAAAGGAAAAAGAAGUUACAUUUAUGUACACAUAUACUAUGAAAGAUUAAAUAUUUUGAUACUCCUAAUACAAACUCAGGACUGCAGGUUAUGUUACCUCUUCUUUGUUAAUUAAUCUCUCUUUCUCUCCCUACAUUGAGGAUUCUGUUCUCAGCAAAAACAUAGCAUAGUGGAAUAGAAUAUCCCUUAAUUACUUGCUUGAUUAUUCCACUUUGACAUACAACAUAUGUAUAUUAAUGUUAGUAAUGUACUUAGAAUGAAAAUAGUACUGUGUUAACAUUGUCAAUUAUUCCUCAACAGAAUCUCUCUUAUUUUCACCUAGAAUUAGCUCUGAGAAUUUACUGCUUACAACCAGUCUGUAUUUCAUUAUUAUCUGGCUAGCCAUGCUUUUUAUGUUGAAAUUAGUUUGUAUCCUUCAUUCUAGAAGAUUAGUUGUGCAGGAUAUGGAAGCCUUAGCUCACACUCUUUCCUUGACUUUUUUUUUUUUUUUUAAGAUUUUACUUAUUUAUUCAUGAGAAAUGAUAGGACAGAGAAAAACCCAGAAAUCACUGUGGUCCAUGUGCUGCUGGGGAUUGAACUUGGGACCUUAUGCUUGAGAGUCCAAAGCCUUAUCCACUGCACCACCUCCCAGACCUCUACUCCUUAACUGUUUAAAACAUUCUUUUUUUUUUUUUUAAUUUAUUUUCCCUUUUGUUGCUCUUACUGUUGUUAUUGAUGUCAUUGUUGUUAAAUAGGACAGAGAGUAAUGGAGAGAGGAGGGGAAGACAGAGAGGUAGAGAGAAAGACAGACACCUGCAGACCUGCUUUACUGCCUGUGAAGUGAUUCCCCUGCAGGUAGGGAGCUGGGGGCUCAAACCGGAUCCUUGAGCUUUUGCGCCAUGUACACUUAACCUGUUGCGCUACCACCCGACUUCUUGUUUAAAAUGUUUUAUUCUAGCAUAAAGCAUUACAGAAAAGGCCUUUUUUUCCCCCCUUAUGAGUCCUAGGCUCUUUUUCUUAAGGUGUUCAAAAGUCUUUAUCUACUUUGUCUUUAUUUUUUUAAUGAGAAAGACCAGAGCACUGCUCUGCUCUAGCUGAAUGGUGGUGCUGAAGAAUGAACCUGGUAUCUCACAGUUUCAGGCACAAAAGUCUUUUUGCAUAACCAUUAUGCUGUCUCCCCUGCACCUCCCAAGUCUUCCUUUUUUCUCAAGUUAGUAAUUUUAGAAUAUAUUGUGUGCUUCACAGGCGGUGAAGCAGGUCUGCAAGUGUCUCUCUUCCUCUCUAUCUCCCCCUUCUCUCUCAAUUUCUCUCUGUCUCUAUCCAAUAACAAAUAAAAAAAAUUAUAUGUUGAUUGCCCUGGAUCAGUAGUUUGCAUGUAUAUGGUAUAUUUCUACAAAUGUUUUAAAACUUUCAGUGAGGUUUCUUGAAAUAUGACCUGAUGUUUUAUUUUUGUUUGUUUUUGAUGCAUUUAUUUACUAGAAAGAAUUACAGCAUCACUCUGGUAUAUGUAAUGCCAGGAAUCACAUUUGGAACCUCAUGCUUGGGAGUUCAGUGCUUUAAUCCACCUAUUGGGCUGUGUGUUCUAUUUUUCUUAUUUUGAUUUCUUUGGGAGAGGGGGGACUUCUGUUAUUUGUAUGUUGAAAUUUUAUUUGAUUUGACCAUCCUUAAUCCUUGUUGCUUCAUCUUGAAAUUCUUAAUUUCUUAUAUGUCUUUUUACAUGUUCUUACCCUUCCUGUCUUGAUUUACUGUUGUCUAAAAUAAAACUUUUCUUGCCUUUUGGA